AUGUCGGUGUUUGCAACGUCUUCCCUCUUUCCCGCGCCUUCUUUGUCCUUUGUACAAGGGUUUGUUGCGGGUCAAGCUGUUCUCCUAGCACUCUUUCUAGCACUCUUCCGGUACCUGUUCAUUGCUAAGACCCCGCAGGCGUUGGAACGCGAAAAAGCCGAGCUUCAGGAACGAACACGUGCCUUGCAAGCAUCGUUGGAUGCACGGUGUGUGCCGCCGCCUCUCUCUCGUGUGCCCUACGAGCAGGGAAUGGACGCUUGCCUAGCAGAUUUACUAGAGCAGACAGGGUACGAUCUGCCUACAGCGGUCCCCGAGUCCUUGGAUUGGUUCAACAUCCUUGUUGCCGAGCUCCUAUUGCAAUACCGUCGCAGCAUUUUGUCUGUCGCACAACAUAUCCCGGACAAGGAUACUGACCGUGGAGACUUUGGUGAUGUCCCCCUGCCCUCGCUGCGAACUGCCGAAAAAGCCCUCGCCAAACGCGUACUUGAAGACGCCCUGAAUGCGGCCUUGGUCGGUCGUACGAUGGACAUCCUGGGUGAUGUCACUGUCACGGAUAUCGAUAUGGGGCGGGGGUACCCUACCUUCUCGAACGCACGCGUACGUCCUUCGCUGGAUGCCUCUGCCUUGCGAAUUGAAAUGGAUGUGCAUUAUAUGGAUCUAUUGACUAUUGGCCUCGACACGCGGCUAUGGCUCAAUGUGCCUCAACGGCGAUUUGGAUCAUUGGCCGUUGCCUUGUGCCUCCGCAUCGAACGUAUCGCAGGUACACUUGCAAUCGAAAUUGGGUCACCUGCGCACGACGACGGACCUCCCUUGAUCGAAGCCCGAUUCUCCCUGUACCCUGACUUUCAGCUAGAUAUGCAUAUGUCGAGUGUGAUGGGAUCCAAGAGCAAGCUGUAUGAUAUCCCUAAAGUGGAAGAAUUGAUACUCAGUCGCAUCCGGCGUUUCCUCCGUGACCGUCUUGUAUCACCAGCGAACUGGACAGUGCGCCUCCCCAGUUUCCGCUCGUAA
This is a messenger RNA of Malassezia pachydermatis, 1008 nucleotides long. Its product is annotated as mmm1-required for mitochondrial shape and structure. NCBI's taxonomy places the organism in Eukaryota, Fungi, Basidiomycota, Malasseziomycetes, Malasseziales, Malasseziaceae. Bases 1 to 1008 code for a protein of 335 amino acids. Gene Ontology annotation, biological process: mitochondrion organization; phospholipid transport. Gene Ontology annotation, molecular function: lipid binding. The transcript has a single exon. Gene Ontology annotation, cellular component: ERMES complex; endoplasmic reticulum. The record is from RefSeq and is a predicted model, not a curated record.